Messenger RNA from Exaiptasia diaphana, 732 nucleotides. RefSeq names its product putative transferase CAF17 homolog, mitochondrial. Gene Ontology annotation, cellular component: mitochondrial matrix. Gene Ontology annotation, molecular function: protein binding. The record is from RefSeq and is a predicted model, not a curated record. The transcript has a single exon. Lineage: Eukaryota; Metazoa; Cnidaria; Anthozoa; Actiniaria; Aiptasiidae. The coding region runs from base 1 to 732 and encodes 243 amino acids.
AUGGCGGCCAUCAUUCGUCGGCCAUUUUUUGAACACKUAAARCAUUUACGGCGUUUUAUUUUCGAUACCAACCAUGGUUUACUUUGUAGAACGGCAUCUACCAAAAGUGAUAAUCUUCGAUACUCUCAGUUGGACAAAAGGGGUUUACUUCGCGUCAGUGGGACCGAUUCUGUCAAGUUACUUCAAGGGAUAGUGACAAACAACAUUGAGCUAUUUCACCAAGACACUACCAUGAAGACCAUGUACUGUAUGUUAUUAAACGCACAAGGACGAGUACUUUACGAUGCAAUGCUAUACAAAGACAGAACAACUUCAGAAGGACCAAGUUUCUUCAUUGAAUGUGACAAAAGUGCUAUGAAUUCAUUAACAAAAUUGCUGAAAAUGUACAAACUUCGAUCAAAAGUGGAAAUCUCUUCGGUAAGAGACAUAGUUCCUUGGGUAGUGUUUGGUAACGAUGAAUCUGAAGCAUCUAUUCCAGAUAUUAAAUCAGAUGRUUUGAUAAGUGUAAGUAGAGACCCCAGGGUGAGUGGUCUUGGGUGGCGUUUGUUGCUGUCACAGAGUGCYAACCCUUCUGAGGUCAUACAGGGUGUAAUAGAGGGCGAAGAGAGUUCCUAUGAAAUUCACAGAAUCCAGCUUGGUAUAAGUGAAGGGACUGAUGAACUUAAACCUGGGGUUGCUCUUCCACUUGAAUACAAUCUGGACUAUAUCAAUGGAGGUGAGAAUGCGUUUUAA